AUGUCUAUAUUACGAACUGUAUUAUUUAAAAAUUAUAUUAACUAUUCGAGAUGUUCAAGAGAUUCUUUACUUUUAUUUAUAUGGAGACAAAAACGCAAACCGUUUGAUACAACAAAAAGAAAAUUUAAUAAUAGUAUUAAAGAAGUUGUAAUAAAUAAUACUAACAAAUCAAAAAAUGUUUCAUCAAUUUUAAAAUUUGGUUUUGGUGGAUUAGGUAGUAUAAUAGGAACAUGCAUAAUAAAAUCUCACACUUCAAUUGUUGAAGGCAAAGCAUAUAAAAUUCAGGAAAAUAUUAAAAAGGAUAAUAAGGAAUUAAUCUUUAAAUGGAAAAAAUUUUUAGAGUAUUUAUAUCCAUAUAUUUGGCAAUUAAUAAUAGCUUUAUCAAGUGCAAUGAUUGUUGCUAUAUUAAAUAUUUGGAUACCACAGAAUAUAGGAAAUAUAAUAAAUAUAUUAACAAAAAUUUGCCAAAGUAAAGAAGAUAUUGUGAAAGCUGUGCUAUUGCAAUUAACAACUCCUGCAUUUGCAUUAGCACGUAUGUAUAUUGCACAAGCAUUUUUUACAUUUGUUUAUAUUUAUAUGCUUUCACAUGUAGGAGAAAAAAUAGCAAUGAAUUUAAGACAAGACUUAUUUAAAUCAAUUAUGAUGCAAGAUAUCACAUUCUUUGAUAAAAAUCAUAGUGGUGAAAUAGUAAGUCGAUUAACAAGUGAUAUUCAAGAUUUUAAAAGUACUUUUAAGACUUGCAUAUCACAAGGUUUAAGGAGUAUUACACAAAUUAUUGGAUGUAUAGUUUCUAUAAUAGGGAUUUCACCACAACUGGCUGCAGCUACAGUGUUAUCUUUGCCUACCAUAAUUCUUAUUGGUACAAUGCUUGGAAAAGGCUUAAGAAAAUUAUCUAUGGAGGCACAAAAUCAACUUGCUAAGUCUACACAUGUUUGUGAGGAAGCCAUACAAAAUAUUAGAACGGUAAAAGCAUUUGCAGCUGAAGAAAAAGAAAUAGAAAUGUUUUGUAAGGAAACUGUGUUAGGAUCAACAUUAUUUGAAAAACUAGGUUUAGGAAUUGGUUUAUUUCAAGGAGGAACAAAUUUAUUUCUUAAUAGUAUUUUACUUUGUACUUUAUAUUUCGGUGGACAUUUAUUAUCUACUGGGCAAUUAUCUCCAGGAGAUUUAAUGGCAUUUUUAAUGGCCACACAGACUAUACAAAAAUCUUUAUCGCAAAUAUCAUUGUUAUUUGGAGCAUAUGUUAAAGGUAUUAGCGCUGGUGCUAGGAUUUUUGAGUAUCUAGAAAUGUCACCUUCACCAAUGAUAGUUAGUGGAGAAAUUAUUAAAAAUCAAUCAUUAGCGGGAAAUAUUACUUUUAAAGAUGUGAAAUUUAGUUAUCCUACCAGACCAGAUCAUAUUAUUUUAAAAAAUUUUAACUUACAUAUUCCUGCUGGAAAAACAGUAGCUAUUGUUGGUUCUAGUGGUAAUGGAAAAUCAACUAUAGCUGCUUUACUAGAAAGAUUUUAUGAUGUUAAUGAUGGUUCAAUUAUAAUUGAUGGUAAAGAUUUGAAGUCACUCAAUGCUAGUUAUCUUCGAGGUAACGUUUUGGGAUAUAUAGAUCAAGAACCUAUUUUAUUUGCUACUAGUAUUAUGGAAAAUAUACGAUACGGAAAACCGGAUGCUACAAAUGAAGACAUUAUUGAAGCUGCUAAAGAAGCGAAUGCUCAUGAAUUUAUUAUGAAAUUCCCAAAUAAAUAUAAUACACAAGUAGGUGAAAAAGGUGCACAACUUUCCGGUGGUCAAAAACAACGUAUCGCAAUUGCAAGAGCCUUAUUAAAAAGACCAUCUAUUUUAAUUUUGGACGAAGCAACAAGUGCGUUAGAUUAUGAAAGUGAAAGAAUUGUACAAAAAGCAUUAGACAAUGUUAGUCAAGGAAGAACAGUUUUAAUAAUUGCUCAUAGAUUAAGUACGAUUAAAAAUGCUGACAUUAUCGUUGUAUUACAACGGGGAAUAAUUGCGGAAAUGGGUACUCAUACAGAACUUAUUAAAAAGAAAGGUUUAUAUUACACCUUAAUAAAUGAACAAGACAGAGAAAAUACAUGAUAAUAUUAAAACUCUGAAAUAUAGUACAAUUUUUUUGCGGUAUAAUUAUUUAUUUUAAAAUAAUAAUAAUAUCUAGAAAUGUUCAAUAAAUUCUACCUCAGAUCUUAAUUUAUAUAGAUAUAAUAAAUAUAUAUAAUAUAUUCACAUA
Molecule: messenger RNA, 2230 nt
Organism: Apis laboriosa (Himalayan honeybee)
Lineage: Eukaryota; Metazoa; Arthropoda; Insecta; Hymenoptera; Apidae
Product: mitochondrial potassium channel ATP-binding subunit
Exons: 10
Coding region: 1-2082 (693 amino acids)
Biological process (GO): transmembrane transport
Cellular component (GO): membrane
Molecular function (GO): ATP binding; ABC-type oligopeptide transporter activity; ATP hydrolysis activity
Source: RefSeq, a predicted model, not a curated record